CCCCUCCCCCCGCGCGCACACACACGCUCUCUCACACGCGCGCUGCCCUGUGUCUAUUGUGAAGCCUUCGGGGGAGCUCCGCGCCGCCGCGGCCCCCCCUAUCCCUCAGCCCCGCGGAGCCGGCGGCCGGCCGCGGGGCGCUGUGCCGUAAUGGCUGGCACCGUUUGAAGUUCCAACGGCAGCGGGGGCAGCGCGCGGCGAAGGGAGGGGCUGAGGCUGAGCGGCGUGAAGGUGUGAGGCGAGGGGAGGCAGCGCGACAGAGACGGGCCGGCGAGUUUGCUGGUCCUCUGACACAUUUCAGAAUGCCACUGGUAAAAAGGAACAUAGACCCUAGGCACCUGUGCCACACAGCUCUGCCCCGAGGUAUCAAGAAUGAAUUGGAAUGUGUCACCAAUAUUUCCUUGGCAAAUAUAAUCAGACAACUGAGUAGCCUAAGUAAAUAUGCUGAAGAUAUAUUUGGUGAACUUUUCAAUGAAGCACACAGUUUCUCAUUUAGAGUCAACUCCUUACAAGAACGUGUAGAUCGGUUAUCUGUCAGUGUUACACAGCUUGAUCCAAAGGAAGAGGAAUUGUCACUGCAGGACAUUACAAUGAGGAAGGCUUUCCGGAGUUCCACAAUUCAAGAUCAACAGUUGUUUGACCGGAAAACUCUGCCUAUUCCUUUGCAAGAAACUUACGACAUUUGUGAACAGCCUCCUCCGCUUAACAUUCUCACUCCUUACAGGGAUGAUGGAAAAGAGGGUUUGAAGUUUUAUACAAAUCCUUCAUACUUCUUUGAUCUGUGGAAGGAAAAAAUGCUGCAGGACACUGAGGACAAAAGAAAAGAAAAGAGGAAGCAGAAGCAGAAAAAUCUGGAUCGCCCUCAUGAACCAGAAAAAGUGCCACGGGCACCUCAUGACAGACGGAGAGAGUGGCAGAAGUUAGCCCAAGGCCCGGAGCUUGCAGAAGACGAUGCUAACCUCUUACAUAAGCACACUGAAGUUGUUAAUGGCCCAGCUUCACAUUUUGAAUCAAGAUCUCAAGCAUAUGUGGACCAUAUGGAUGGAUCAUAUUCACUUUCUGCAUUACCGUACAGCCAGAUGACUGAACUUCUGAACAGAGCCGAGGAGCGAGUGUUGGUCAGACCACAUGAACCACCACCGCCACCCCCGAUGCAUGGAGCAGGAGAUGUGAAACCUGUGCCACCUUGCGUUAGUUCUACGACUGGCUUGGUAGAAAAUCGUCCUCAGUCACCAGCAGCAGGCAGAACACCAGUGUUUGUGAGCCCCACUCCUCCUCCUCCACCGCCACCACCUCUUCCAUCUGCUUUGUCAACUUCUUCACUAAGAGCUGCAAUGACUUCCACCCCUCCACCCCCAGUUCCACCUCCUCCACCUCCUCCCACAGCUGCUCUGCAGGCCCCAGCUGUGCCACCUCCACCAGCUCCUCUCCAGAUAGCUCCUGGAGUCCUACAUCCAGCGCCACCUCCAAUUGCUCCUCCCCUAGCACAACCCUCUCCUCCUGUCACUAGAGCUGCCCAGGUGUGUGAAACUGUACCAGUUCACCCAGGUCCUCCACAAGCUGAAGUACAGGGACUGCCUCCACCACCACCACCUCCUCCCUUGCCGCCUCCUGGCAUUCGACCCUCUUCUCCUGUCACAGUUGCAGCCCUUUCUCAUCCUCCUCCUGUUCUGCACCCUCCUCCUACAACCAUUGUCCCUGGCCCUCAUGCUCCCUUAAUGCCCCCAUCUCCACCAUCCCAAGUGAUUCCUGCACCUGAACCCAAACGCCAUCCUUCAACUCUUCCUGUAAUCAGUGAUGCUAGAAGUGUUCUGCUGGAAGCAAUACGGAAAGGUAUUCAGCUACGCAAAGUUGAAGAGCAACGUGAACAAGAAGCUAAACAUGAGCGCAUUGAGAAUGAUGUUGCUACUAUACUUUCUCGACGCAUUGCUGUGGAAUAUAGCGAUUCAGAAGAUGAUUCAGAAUUCGAUGAAGUGGAUUGGUUAGAGUAAAAUUAUUACAUUGCUGUACUCUGCAAAAUCGAAUGCUAAUGUCCAUUGUGGUGCUUGUUCUUUGAAAGUUUGAUGGUCAUUUCUAGUGGUUUUUGUAUUCUUUUCUUUACAUAAUUAAUCCAUGUUUUUCUACUUUUCUGUUUACAAAAAGCUCCUAGUGCAUCUUUGAAACUAAAUGUUUUACAGUGGCUUUCUUACACAUCUUUUUUGAAAGAACAUACUUUGUUCCAAUAGACCACUAAGUAUUAAGCAUGGGCAGCUGUUGGUAGAGUAGCAGUUUCAAUUUUUUGGCAUAUCUUAACUGUGCACUUUGUGAAUUUUAAGUUAAUGAAGGCAACUGAGAUUGACAUUCCAAGGGCAGCUGUAUGUACUAAUGAGCCUUAUUCCACUUCUGAUAGAGUUUUAAAGCAUUAAACCUAGCUAUCAAGAUAUCACUGCCUCGAUUACAUCUGUACACUAGAAGUACAUAUAGUUAGCAGCACUGAACAGACUGAAAGGAAAAUGGGUCUUUUGGGGGUUUUAUUAUUGUUUUAUUGUUGUUUUUAAAUAAUUAUGGCCUUAUUUGAAUGUUUAGAGAUUCCCUUCCCUCCCAGGUACAUAUUGUGUGGUACUAUUUUUGCCUGCAUAAUAAAAGUUUAAUUUUUUUUUUCCUUGUGAAAUCUUUUGACUUAAACAUGCUGUGUAACUUAUGUAACUGUUAAAAUAACAGUUUGGUUUAAUAAAUGGGUCAUUUUAAAUGUU
Pezoporus occidentalis (night parrot) is the source of this 2732-nucleotide messenger RNA. RefSeq names its product WASP family member 1 (gene WASF1). The record is from RefSeq and is a predicted model, not a curated record. NCBI's taxonomy places the organism in Eukaryota, Metazoa, Chordata, Aves, Psittaciformes, Psittacidae. Bases 303 to 1991 code for a protein of 562 amino acids. The transcript is spliced from 9 exons. Gene Ontology annotation, biological process: actin cytoskeleton organization; positive regulation of Arp2/3 complex-mediated actin nucleation. Gene Ontology annotation, molecular function: protein kinase A regulatory subunit binding; actin binding; Arp2/3 complex binding. Gene Ontology annotation, cellular component: lamellipodium; cytoskeleton; SCAR complex.